Anopheles aquasalis is the source of this 1944-nucleotide messenger RNA. RefSeq lists its product as uncharacterized. Gene Ontology annotation, cellular component: Set1C/COMPASS complex. Lineage: Eukaryota; Metazoa; Arthropoda; Insecta; Diptera; Culicidae. The record is from RefSeq and is a predicted model, not a curated record.
AUGAGUAACCAAGCCUCGGCAGCCAAUCAUCAAGUGGUGCGUGAUAUUGAGCUAAGGAACGUCCUGCUGCGACGGCUGGCCCGCGUUUUGCUCGUUGACGGGCAAUUUCUGCAUGUCUGGGAAGCUUUCAACGAAGCACAAAUAGCCCUGCUGGAGGUUGCUGAAGGACUUUCGGGAGUGAACUGUUCGCCGGAAAACGCAAUCCGUCGCAACGUUUUUGACUUGGAGCUAAAAGUUGCAGCGCUCAAGCAUAGCAAAGUGUGCUGUGAAAGGAACAUUGCCACUCUCUCGGAUUUGCCAAGGCAUCUGCUGAAGUGUACCAUUGAAAAGCGGCUGAAGGAGGCAAUAAAGCACCUGGCUAACUCUCACAGGACGUUUCGACGGCGAACUGAAAGGACAAUCCGAUCAUUACCAGAUAUUUGGCAAAUUGCUGAGUUGGAGCAGCGUUUGCUGCGUAGCGAUUUCUUGCACGACGUCGUCUGUAAGAAUCAUCUGAACGAGCUGCAUUCACUGCAAGAGGAUACGAUUGCGCUGAGCACUGCGCUGCACUGCACCCGGUUGAGAUCGGAAGCCAACGCACUAUUCAUUCUCAUUCUGGUACAAUUUAAGGAGUUAGUAGAUAUCAUGGAUUCGGAGGAAAGUGUGCGCACUCUUCAGAAUCGGUUACAAUCGGAAAUCGAACGCACGCUCAACGAAACUCAAGAUGACGAGCAGGAGAUUGGUGCGUUGAGAGAGAAGCUGUUCCCUUCGGUGGUCAGUUUAACGACCCAACGUAACCUUACAAUCGAGAAGCGUGAUCAACAAGCGGUUGAUUUGGAGCAGCAGCUUCAAAUGAUCGACCAGCUAGAAACGGAGCAGCAAAAUAUCGAAGAACGGGUACAGCGACUCAUCGAAGCGCGAGGAGACAUUCAGCGACAGCUGGCAGAUUGGCAGGGGAUCCUUCACGAUGGCGUGCGUGACAUAGUACGGUUGGAGAGGCUGAUCGCGGUACUCGAACGAGAAUUGGCCGCCCGCAAAGAACAGUUCGAUCAGAAUGCGCUCGAAAUGCAACAGAAGCGUAUUGAAAUUCUUGGUGACGAUGCUCUCGAUACGAGCGAACGUUCCGAACGACUUCAGGCAUGGGAUGUUGAGCUGAUGGAACGUAAAAACUCUCACACCAGUAACAUGGACCUGUUGGAAGCCCGCUGUGAUAAGCUGAAACAACUCAGUAAAAACCUGGUGGGAAAUGCAGACACCUUCGAACAGGAGCUAGCUACGGACUUUCAGACCACGAUGGCACAACUGGAACGGGAGAAAACAUUGGCCAAAACAGCGUCAGAGCAGAGUAUCGCCGAAGCAAAGCUACAUAAUCUGCAACAAGAGUACGAGGACAACUUGCAGCUGGUGAGCCGUGCCAGAACAAGGUUGAGUUAUCUGACGGAUGAAAAUGGACGGUACCACCUGGACGGUAACGGUGCUCGAAUCUACGAGCAACUCUCGGGAGCUUCUUCAUACUGUCUAAGCGGGGAUGGUCAUUGGCCAAAAGUUGGUGCUUCUGUAUCGAUCACCGAUCAAGGAUCUUCCAUUAGCUGUCCAACAUCCGUAGGAGAACUGAUGUCCGGAGAGUCGUCAGCUGAAUCGUUUCGGGUUCUCACUCCCGCAACCCAAGCCACAGAACCACGAGUGGGCCACGAUAACAAUGCGCAUAGUAGCGAUACCUCCAUCGAUUCGGAGGCGGUGCUCGAAUCGGAAUCGGAAAUCAUCCGUCAACGAGUGGCACCGGACGUUGCUUAUGUUCAGCAGGUGGUUGGUCCUGCGGUCGUGAAGGGUAUGGCAGCUGUUGCUCUACAUCGGCCGACCGAUCCUGUGAACUAUUUGGCGGAUUAUUUGAAACAUUUCCAUGGUAACCAAAUCGAUGCCGAGACACGAAAGAAGCUUAUGGAAAACGUUCGAUCGGAAGGCUAG